GGCGGCGGUGCGGUAUACAAAAGGCUGGUGCGACAUUGUUAUGUUAUGAGUCAUUGGCAGAAUUUAUUCAAAAUAAUAUUUUGCUUGGUGGCACCAAUAUACAAGCACAAGCGUGUUGUUAUCAACAAUGUAUUAACAUUUUUCACUGAAUUGAAAAUAGAUUCCGAAAAGUUACAAAGUGUUAAUUUCUGCCGUUCUCGUGAACUUGCUGCGGCGAUAUGUGGUGUGAGCGUUAGAACUUUUACACUAUCGAUAACGCUUAUCGACAACAAUAAUGCGCGUCACUAUGAUCGCCCGGCCCUUGAGUGCAAGAGAGAGCGCAAUAUUCCGAUAAUUUAUGACCCAAAGUGCACGGACAAAAUAAUUCUAGUAUAGAUAUACAGAUGGCGGUAAACUAAUUCUCAUGAAAAGAGCGCUAUUUUUAUUUAUUUAUUCUUUAUUGCAUUCCUUAAUCUAAAAGAAUACAAAGGGCGGACUUAAUGCCUUGUGGCAUUCUCUACCAGUCAACCCAUGGAGUGGUGAGAAUUUGAAGUAGGUGUAGCAAUAUAGAAUAAAAACAAAAUAGAAAUGUAUAAUUAAUUACGUUAUAUAUACAUUUUACUAAUAUAUACAAUAAAUAAACUAUAAAAAUAUAUCCUAUUUAUACAUGUAUACAAAUAUAUACGUACAUACAUAAGCAUACAUAUAUUCAUACCAACAUAAAUAUACAAAUAAUACAUAUAAAUAACUAUAAAUAUAUACGUCUAAAAUAUAAAUGACAUGGAUGAUUCAUCUAAGAAGCGUUGUCUUUAACAGAUGAUUACGCACCAACUUUUUAAAAGCUUUUCUGAUGUCGUCAGGCAAGGAAUUCCAAAGGCGUGCAGCCUGAACUGUAAAGGAGUUACCAUAGAACUUGGUGAAGUGAACUGGAAUACAUAUUUUGUUGUUAGAAGACGAACGUAGAACCCUAUCAUGAGAUGAGGAGAGAUAGUGAAAUUUACUCUUAAGAUAAGAAGGCGAAAAUAGGUCAUUUAAUAUGGAAAAAAGAACAAGUAAUAUUCUGAAAAUACGCCUCUGCCGGAUUGUAAGCCAAUUAAGCUUAGAUCUAUAUUGCGAAAUAUGGUCAUACUUACGAAGCCCGAAAAUAAAUCUUAUACAGUUAUUGAGAAGGCGUUCCAGCUUGUUCAGAAGAUCCUGGGACAGAUCCCGGGUAACACACAUCUGCAUAAUCAAUUAUGGGUAAUAUGAGUGAUUGGACAAGCAUGAUCUUAGACUUUGUGGGGAGAAAAUGUUUUAAACGAUACAGAGUACGUAACGUAGCAGUGACUUUACGACUGACUUCAGUAACCUGAGUUCUCCAAUUCAGCGUGUUGUCAAUGUGUAGGCCAAGAUUUUUUACAGACUUACUGAACGGUUUUGUACUCCCAUUGUAGUAGAUAGAGGGUAUGUCUGCAAGAUUAAUCUUGGCUAGCAUCCUUGAGCUUCCCACCAGUAUAGCUUGGCAUUUUGAAGGAUUGACCAAUAGUAAGUUGUUAUUUCAUUUUUUAAUCCCAUUAUGGAUAUCCCCAAUUUCAGCUUGCACGUAUAGCUGAAGGUCAUCCCAGGUCAUGAAGGACCCAUAAUUGGGUUUAAUGUUCGAAAUAACUAUAACUUAUAAACGUAGACUUACAGCAGAGGAAUCCACCACCACAAAAUAAGGAAAUUAAGGAGAAUUAACCAAAUACCGAAAAGCACUCACAAGUACGUGUUAACCAUUCGACCGUUGGCCAUAGACCCUUAAUAAAACAUGUAAUGGAGAUUUGAUGCUGUCAAUGGCUGUCAAAUUGAGUUUUUUUUGGCGGGAACUUGACCGGCGGUGGUUUGCUGCUCCUGUAUUAUUGUUUAAAUAAUGGUUUGAAGUGGACUUUGAUAUAUAAAAGUGGUGCGAUUUUGUGUAGUAAGUGUCUGCGCAUGUGAACUAUUAGUGAAAACUGUGAAACAAGUGCUCUGAUGGUGAUGGAUUCUCAAGAUAAGCUGUUUGUUUGCAUAGGCGCCUUAAGAUACCAUCGCCAACUGUCAGCUGCCUGCCGGCUCAAGUUGCCGUCAAAAUUUCCCAAGGGCUGCACAAUGUGACGCAUCAACAUAUUGUGAAGCAGUGAACUAUGAAGGAUAAUUAUACAUGAAGACAAGGCUGUAUGGCGUAGUUCUUUUGCCUGCUCUCUCGAGCGAAUGAUAAAAACAACAACAACAACAACUGUCAAAUUGACUGGUAACUUUCAAUCCUGUCAUGCGCCUAAAAUAUUACUUUGUUUUGGUUUUGGAUUAUAAUAUUUGGCAUAAUAACUGCCUGCCUUACUGCAUUUUAUUGUUUUUGAAACUCCUGUUUAUUGAUGUAAAAGUGAAUCCAAUUAUAUUAAAGCUAUAGGAAACAAGAAUGGCCUUUAGUGAAAUUUGUAGAAUUUGUUUAUGCAUUAAUGUACGCAUGUUUGUUCUAAAGAAGACUAGUCUCCGUAAUUUGUAUAAAACAUUGACGAACAGUUUUGUAAGUUUGUUAAUAUUUCUUAAUACUGAAGAUUAGAUUAAUUAUCGCCCUAGAAAUACCGUAUAACUUGCCUGAUAUAAAAUGAGAUAGAUCGGGCUAAGCUAAGGUGCAGCUUUAAAUAUAGUGCAACCAGACAAAUGCAACCAGAUUCUGAAAAACAACAACUAGCCAAAAAUCCUACUACGUAUUUGAAGAGAAACCGAGACAUAGUAGUUUGUAACACGUGUUAGAGCCCGUGGGCUCAACUUCCACGCGACCCGCACUGCGGUUUAGAUAUUUUCGCGGUGGCUGUUCUAGUACAUAUUAUUACAAUUUCUGAGUAUUAUUGCGAUUUUCUAUUAAGAAAUUAACAUCCACCCAUAUUUGGAGUAUUAAAGUUGGAGAUUAGUGCACAUGUGCUUACAGAUACAGAAAUUCCCUCACUCUCAUAUUUCUCAUUUUCCUAUCAGGCAGAAAUCAGAGAAGGGAAUAAUGUGCACAUGUGUUUGCUUACACACACAUGCAAUAUAAUCCUGUCAUGCACUGAUAAAUAGUCUCCAUUGUGACAUGUGUGAAAUUCUGUCUGUAGAGCAUUAUUAUCAUUAUUUUAUAUGUAGUGGAGCCACGCUGUAGCUGUAUUAUGGUUGUAUCACAGGCUGGUCAGCUAUACAGGGGUGGUGUCAUGCUCGUUCAGAAUACCGGCAUUAAAUAGCAGCUUAAUGCUGCUCUGACUUGUAUGGUGAGUGUAGAGAACCGGACAUCCUUUUUACUGAGGCAAGGUGUUCCGUCUUGGUCCUCAAGGGUCAACAGCACAUCUGCAUUUUGGUUUUUAAUUGGGGAUAAAUUGUAGAUGUCUGUGGGCAUUCACUUACCAUCAGGUGGACUGUGUGCUCGGUUGUCACUCUUAUGUAUAAAAAAAAAUUAGCAGGGCGGCAGUUGAAACAACCGAUAUAAGCUGAAGCUUUUUACAUCUAAGUUAUUUAGUGAUCUUAUGUUAUGACCUCUAAUAAGUUUGUUGUAUAGCCUAGAGGCCAAAAAGUCAAAAUGUCUUCUAAACACAGCACUAUUUGGUCUUGGAACAGGAGAUCGUUCCAUCCUUUUUUUUAAAUUUAAUUUAGGGACAGUGAGACAAUGAUAUCUCCUUAAACUUUGAAAAAGAAAUAUUUUGCAAACAGAUGACACUUUCUCUCUGUCAUAUACAGAUACUGUGGAUUGGUGAAAUGGUAUAUGAAAGAUUACUUUUAAGAUACUUAGCUCUUUGUACACGUUCAACCUUAAUUACAUAACUUUUAGUGGCACCGCCCCAAGAACAAAUGCAGUAAUUAAAGACACACUCUCCCAGUGCUUUGUAUGUUUUAAUGAGUAGUUUGUGAUUGGUCACUGUCCGUAAACUUUUAAAUAUAUAAAUGAAUAUUCUUAGUUUUUUAGCCACUGCAUCAGUAUGGGCCUCCCAAGUUAAUUUAUGUCAAUUAUUACACCAAGAUAUCUGAUCAAAUGUGUUGUGACUAAAUUACUACAUUGAUAUAGUGUUAAGUUUACAGUGCGAUUGCAAGGGUACCUGUGGAUAGUAAUUUUAAAGUUUCUAGUUGGAAAAAAAAGCAUUAAUCUUACCGAAACAUAGGUAACAAUAAGGGAUAGUAAAUUAUCUUCAAGCCAACUAGUCACUAAUGUAAGACCAUUUUCUGUGAGUUGUGCUACUUUAUCCCAAGGGUCGCCAUGAAAAAUCAAUACAGUAUCGUGAGCAAAAAUAGUUAAAUUGGCAUUUUUUAUAUUGAUUUUACACAAUUCAUUGACAUAAAGAAGAAAGAGUGAAGGACCUAAGAAACUUCCCUGUGGUACACCGUAAGAGCAAGAGGAAGUGCUGAUUUAUUUGUAAAUUCUGACUCGUGGGCGUCUAUCUGAUAGAUAGUCCCUAAACCAGUUAUAGACAACACCUCUUAUACCCAAGUUUUCCGAACGGUUGAGUGGUAUGGGAAUCGAAACUGUAUCAAAGGCUAAAAAUAACAGGCUGUGAAGCAUUACAUCUUAGUCCUCAGAGGUAACAUUGCAUCUGUAGCCUUUGCUUGAAGUUCGUUGCAGGUGCCUAUGGGCUGCAGCAGCCACUUACCAUCAGGUGGAUUGUAAGUUUAUUUGUUACUUCAAUGUUGUAAAAAAGCGAUGUUGAUGAAGAGAAUUGUGUGUUUAUUACAAACUUGUAUAUUUAAGUAGUUUUCCAAAUUUAUGAUGAACUUUCAUAUUUUCAGAUGGAUGAGGAUGAGGAGCCCAUUAUUGUCUGUUUCACCUGUCAUGCAAGACUCAUUCAUUGCAGUACAUUGCAACAACAGGCUAUUGAGUCAAAAACAGUUCUGGAGCAGUUGCUUGCAGGAGGGUCCAUGGUAUUACCCAUUCCACCCAUUAAAAACUAUAUAAGUCUCACAUUGAUUGCUUCAUAGGAGCGAUUUUACCAAAUUUGCCAUGCUUGGCAGGUUGGUAACUGCAGUUUAUAUUGUUCUGAGUCGUUAUCAGGAAGAUGCUGUUACCCAACUCCUAUUUCUGUUUCCCUAUGUUGCAUCUUAUGGGGAUCGAACCUGGGUUGCUCGUGUACUAUGAAGCUUACAUCGAGCGCUAACCAUCUGAGCUAUCACGGCUCUUUAUACUCUAUUGUAUAUAAACGAAAUAUUAGCUAUAUGUAAUAUUACUCAGUAAACAAAAAUCAACAAAGAUCUUUGUCAAUUUACAGCAUUCGUGAAUCUGUUUCGAAAAAUUGUUGAGACUCGAUGCUCGGGAUGGAUGAACUAUCUUCAUUCUUAUUUAAUUAUAUUUGUAACCCUCCUUUCGUCUGGAUUUUAUUAAUAUUUGGACUUGUUGUCAGGAAGAUGCUGCUGCCCAUCUCCUGUUUCAGUUUCCCGCUGUCCCUUUUUAAGACAUCUGCGGGAUGGUAUGAUAGUAUGGAUUCUCCUACAGCACCACUACACUGGCUUUUUCUCUUAUUUAAAAUAUUUUUUUGGUUUCAGUCAAUACCAAAUCAUGAGGCUAGAGAUAAGAUUCAAUUCACACCAAUUAGUCAUAUAGAUAUCAGGCCAGUAGAGUGUGAUAUAGAAAAUGAUAUAGAAUGUAACAACGAAAUGUUUAGCCUUGAAUCUGUUAAAGUUGAGAAAGAGAAUUUUGAAAAUGAGAAUUACAAUUUUGAAGGGAAUGGGAAUCAUGAAACAGAAACUUCUGAAAAGAAGAUUAAAUCAAAUUCUACUGAUUGUAACAUAAACGAUGUUCGUGAAGAAAACCUCGAUUUUGAAGGCCCUUCUAUAGAAUC
This is a messenger RNA of Parnassius mnemosyne (clouded apollo), 5768 nucleotides long. The record is from the annotation of a GenBank genome assembly. Lineage: Eukaryota; Metazoa; Arthropoda; Insecta; Lepidoptera; Papilionidae.